Molecule: messenger RNA, 1953 nt
Organism: Cannabis sativa
Lineage: Eukaryota; Viridiplantae; Streptophyta; Magnoliopsida; Rosales; Cannabaceae
Product: pectinesterase
Exons: 2
Coding region: 146-1813 (555 amino acids)
Biological process (GO): cell wall modification
Molecular function (GO): pectinesterase activity; pectinesterase inhibitor activity
Source: RefSeq, a predicted model, not a curated record
ACCAUGGCCUUGUAGAAAAAUAAUAAAAUAUUUAAUUUACAAUAUGGUCCCUAAUUAAGAUCUAUUUAAACACAACACUACACAAGUUUAUUCCACACACACACACACUACUCUUUUUCCACAUAUCACUAGAUAAUAUUUCAUCAUGGCAAUAAGCCAUCAUGAGCCUCUAAUCAAAUCCCCCAAAACUAAUACUUCCCACACAAAAACUCUUCUCCUAGUUCUCAUCUCCUUUGUUGCUAUUAUAAGCACAACUUUCUUUGCUUUCAAUUCCAUCAAAACGACCUCGUUUACUCCUUAUUCACUAGCAUCACACGUCUGUGAUAAAUCCAUAGAAAAAGAAUCAUGUUUAUCUAUGGUCUUAUCAACAGCCGCAAGAUCAUCCCAAAUAUCAUCAUCACACAACAAAAUUCACCACCUUUUAAAUACCUUCCUACAAAAAACCACACCUCAAAUAACCGAAGCUCUUAACAUAGCCAACGUUGUCAGCCGUCAGAUCAACACGAUGAGUCCAACUGAUCGUGCGGCUCUAAAUGACUGCGUUGACUUACUUGACAUUUCAAGAGAAAGAGUUACUGACUCAAUUACGAGUUUGUACUCUCAUUCCUACGAUGACGCCCAUGCAUGGCUCAGUGCCGUUCUCACCAACCAUGCCACGUGUUUAGAUGGGCUCGAAGAAGGCUCAGAUAUCAGAACCAUAAUGGAGCCAAAGCUGAAAGAGUUAAUAUCAAGGGCAAGAACGUCAUUAUCUCUAAUAGUGUCAGUUAAGCCGGUGGAAGAGUUGUUAGAAGAGCCAUUAAACGGGGAUGAAUUUCCCACGUGGGUUAAAGCGGGUGACCGAAGGCUUUUGGAGAGUUCGGGUAACGCUAUCAAAGCCAAUAUUGUUGUGGCCAAGGAUGGUAGUGGAAAGUUUAAGACGAUUAAUGAAGCUGUGGCUGCUGUACCUGAUAAAAGCACGAGCAGAUUUGUUAUUUAUGUGAAAAAGGGUGUUUAUAAGGAGAAAGUUGAGAUUGGAAAGAACAAGAAAAAUGUUAUGCUUGUUGGUGAUGGUAUGGAUGCCACUAUCAUCACUGGUAGUCUUAAUGUUGUUGAUGGUUCCACCACUUUCAACUCAGCAACAGUAGUUGCUGUUGGUGAUGGAUUUAUAGCCCAAGACAUAGGUUUCCAAAACACAGCUGGCCCAGAAAAGCACCAAGCGGUAGCACUUCGGGUCGGGGCAGAUCAAACCGUCAUAAACCGGUGUCGUAUUGAUGCUUAUCAAGACACUCUUUACGCUCACACAAAUAGGCAAUUCUAUAGAGAUUCUUCCAUUACAGGCACAGUGGACUUCAUAUUUGGAAAUGCAGCUGUGGUUUUGCAGAACUGUAAAUUGAUUGUCCGAAAGCCCAUGAAAGGUCAGAAAAAUAUGGUCACGGCCCAAGGUAGAGAAGACCCAAACCAGAACACAGGUACCUCAAUUCAGAAAUGUGACAUCAUUGCCAGUUCUGAUUUGGAGCCCGUUAAGGCCCAAUUCCCCUCCUAUUUGGGCCGUCCAUGGAAGAUGUACUCUAGAACUGUUGUUAUGCAGUCUAACAUUGGUGAUGUCAUUGUUCCAGCUGGAUGGUUCGAGUGGGCCGGGGAUUUCGCUUUGAAAACGUUGUAUUAUGGAGAGUAUUUGAACACAGGCCCAGGAGCUGGAACCAGCAAGAGAGUUAAAUGGGCCGGUUAUCGUGUGAUGAGUGCAGCAGAAGCCCAAAAGUUCACAGUAGCCCAAUUGAUUCAAGGUGGAGUUUGGUUGAAAUCCACUGGUGUGACUUUCACUGAGGGACUAUAAUUAAGUUAUUUUGGAUAUGGCUUAGGCUUUAUUUAUUCUAGAAUUAGUUGGUUUUCGUACUAUUAGCAACGAUGGUGAGUUGUAUGUAUAUCAUUGUUGUCAUUUAAAUAAGUACAAUGCCGAGGCCUUAAUUUUCUAAA